CAGAGUCACACACAGAAUCCCCUCCAGGUCGGGGCCGAAAUCCAGUCCCGGUUUUUCGCCUCCCAGGGCUGCACCCAGAGCCCCUUCCAGGCUGCCGCCGCGGCGCCCCCGCCACCCGCUCCAGCCACCUCUGCUGAUUCCCUGCAGGUGGACCUGCUCCCGGUGCUGGCGGCCGCCCAGGAGACGGCAGCGGCCGCGGCGGUGGUGGCGGCUGCCACGGCCUCAGCUCCAGCCGCCUCCACGGUGGACACGGCAGCCCUGAAACAGCAGCAGCCGGGGCCCGAGGGGAGCGGGGCACAGGUGGCCCCAGCCCCGCAGGCCACCUCCCAGCCCCCCACAGCCCAGCCACCCGCGCCGCCCCCGCCCAGCGAGGCCCAGAAGAAGUCGAAGAGCAAGGGGCCGUACAUCUGCUCGCUCUGCGCCAAGGAGUUCAAGAACGGCUACAACCUCCGGCGCCACGAGGCCAUCCACACGGGCGCCAAGGCCGCCCGCGCCAGCCCCGCCGCCAUGAAGAUGCCCACCAUGGUGCCCCUCAGCCUGCUGAGUGUCUCGGCCCUGGGGGCGGGCGGGGGCGGGGCGGCGCCGGGGGCGGAGGGGGGCGGGGCGGCAGGGCUGGUAACCACCACGGCCUCUGGCAAGCGAAUCCGGAAGAACCACGCCUGCGAGAUGUGCGGCAAGGCCUUCCGUGACGUCUACCACCUCAACCGGCACAAGCUGUCGCACUCGGAUGAGAAGCCCUACCAGUGCCCCGUGUGCCAGCAGCGCUUCAAGCGCAAGGAUCGUAUGAGCUACCACGUGCGCUCGCACGACGGCGCCGUGCACAAGCCCUACAUCUGCAGCCACUGCGGCAAGAGCUUCUCCCGGCCGGACCAUCUCAACAGCCACGUGCGCCAGGUGCAUUCGACAGAGAGACCCUUCAAAUGUGAGACGUGCGAGGCGGCCUUCGCCACGAAGGACCGGCUGCGGGCACACACGGUGCGCCACGAGGAGAAGGUGCCGUGUCACGUGUGCGGGAAGAUGCUCAGCGCCGCCUACAUCACGGACCACAUGAAAGUUCACAGCCAGGGGCCCAACCACAUCUGUGAGCUGUGCAACAAAGGUAGGGAGGCCGGGGGGGUGAGAGAGAGAGAGAGCCGUGUGCGUCCUGUACCCGCUGAGUGAGAGAGCCGUGUGCCC
Messenger RNA from Terrapene triunguis (Three-toed box turtle), 1176 nucleotides. It is a transcript of the gene MAZ, whose product is annotated as MYC associated zinc finger protein. Lineage: Eukaryota; Metazoa; Chordata; Testudines; Emydidae. Gene Ontology annotation, biological process: regulation of DNA-templated transcription. The record is from RefSeq and is a predicted model, not a curated record. The annotation marks the transcript as partial. The transcript has 4 exons. Gene Ontology annotation, molecular function: DNA-binding transcription factor activity, RNA polymerase II-specific; RNA polymerase II cis-regulatory region sequence-specific DNA binding.